Messenger RNA from Scaptodrosophila lebanonensis, 819 nucleotides. RefSeq names its product transmembrane emp24 domain-containing protein bai (gene bai). The record is from RefSeq and is a predicted model, not a curated record. NCBI's taxonomy places the organism in Eukaryota, Metazoa, Arthropoda, Insecta, Diptera, Drosophilidae. Gene Ontology annotation, cellular component: COPII-coated ER to Golgi transport vesicle; endoplasmic reticulum; Golgi apparatus. Gene Ontology annotation, biological process: intracellular protein transport; Golgi organization; endoplasmic reticulum to Golgi vesicle-mediated transport. Bases 44 to 664 code for a protein of 206 amino acids. The transcript has 5 exons.
GGGCUGCCUAGUUUGCUUUGUUUUGUAUUCAUAAGUGCGGAAAAUGUUAGGGUCAAUAUUGGUUUUGUUUACAAUUUAUGGCUUUAUUUUGCCCACUAAUUGCGUGAUGUUUCAUCUGUUGCCCAACACGCAAAAAUGCCUAAAAGAGGAUAUUCAGGCGAACCAACUUGUUAUGGGCGAAUAUGAAGUGUCCGACAUGCCGGGGCAAGUCAUCGACUAUAUUGCACGCGAUACAAAAGGGCACAUACUGUCACAGAAAGAACACAUUACCAAAGGAAAAUUUAGCUUUAUGUCUGAGGUGUAUGACACGUACGAAAUCUGCUUUAUUUCAAAGGUGCCACCACAUCAACGAGGGAUUGCACAGGAGGUGUCUCUGAUAACAAAAAAAGGUGUUGAGACCAAAAGUUACGAAGGAAUUGGAGAAGCCUCGAAACUCAAGCCUUUAGAGGUUGACCUAAAACGAUUGGAGGACCUAUCUGAUUCGAUUGUUAGAGAUUUUGCGUUGAUGCGCAAAAGAGAAGAAGAGAUGCGUGAUACAAAUGAAAAGACUAAUAGCCGUGUCCUCUUCUUCAGUAUUUUUAGUAUGUGCUGUUUGCUCGGCUUGGCUACGUGGCAGGUUUUGUACCUUCGCCGAUAUUUUAAAGCUAAAAAGCUCAUUGAAUAGUUAGAGAUGGAAGGAUGAUUGUUUUUGGGGUCGAUUUCAAACGUUUCUGGACUAUAAAGCUUAGUUUUUUAUUCGUUCUGCAGUGUUGAAAUUACCAUGCAAAUAAACCAUGUCCGCUUAUGUAUGUUAUUCGGCCAUUUUUCAAUUCGAGUAAA